GGUACAAGUGUUAUGUCCGGAAUCCCCAAGACCUCCACUGGGUCUUGUUGAAUUCCCUUGCUCUUUCCUUCCCUUGACCAACAUUUUCCUGACCGUUUCCGGGAGCUAACGUGCCCCCUCUGCUGGAGGACAGCGUCAGGGCCAAGCACGCCGCCUGGUUGUUAUGGGUACCGCAGUGACGCGGUCGCCAAGGAGACCAAAGCGGAAACAGAGGAGCAGCCUGGCUGAGGUGACGCUAGAGACUGGGGUCUCAGAACAUGAAAGAAGAAAGAAUAUUUACCAACCAAUCUACUAAACGAAAAUGAAACAGAAUAACUGAAAGACACAAGGAACUAUGAGGCUUGCAUAACACAAAGUUUAUCUCCCUGGCUUCCAAAGAAAAAUUUUACUAAGUGGAAUAUUUUUUACCAAAAUUAACAAUCAUCAUGAACACCAAAGAUUUUGUAGUUCUUCCAUGGGGAAAAUCUGGGAAUUCUGUAAAACUAAAAUAUAAAAAUAUUCAAGAACUGCAAAUGGAAAAACUGCAAUUAGAAUUGGAGAACCAAAAGAUGGAAAAGAAAUUACAAGAAUUCCAGUCAUCAAGGAAUAGAGAAAAGGAGGAAAUAAAGUCAAGUGGAUAUCAUUGGAAAUCUGGAAAAGUGGUCAGUUUGAGUAAUCAAUCACGUAUGAUUUCACAAAAUAAGGGAACUGCUAUUAAGCUGUCUCCUGGCAAAGUAAAGUUAGAAUUACUGAAGCAGCAACUUCAAGAGCCAGUAAAACAACCCCUUCAUUACAAAAUGGCAAGUUUUUCUAGAACUGGAAAACCCAAGCUAAAAGGGAAGGUUUGUGGACAGUGUGAGGACAAAACUGCCCUACUAGUAUGCCUUGAAUGUGGUGAAGAUUAUUGUUCCGGAUGCUUUGCUAAAAUACACCAGAAGGGGGCACUAAAGCUCCACAGAACUACUCUUUUGCAGGCAAGAUCUCAAGUAUUAUCCAGAGUGUUGGAUGUUGCCCAUGAGUUUAUAAAGGAGGUCAAUCCAGAUGAAGCCAAAGGAGGGAACAAUUCUAUGAAAGAGACCAGUGUGACUCAACAUGUGACCGAAGUUCUAACUCCGAAAGGAAGCCACUCUGAGGUAGAAAUUACAACAACAGAAAGAGCUGAAUGUGCAGCGCCAGGAGAUAGGCUCUUGCAUGAAGGGUCAUUUGAUGAAGAAGCUUCUGCGCAGUCCUUUCAGGAAGCAUUAAGUCAGUGGAGAACUGGGAGCUACGAGAACCAGGAGAAACAGAACUUAUGUUCAGCAAAACCAGACUCAUCAGAAGAAUGUGAAGUACAAACUAAUUUGAAAAUUUGGAGAGAACCACUGAAUAUUGAAUUUAAAGAGGACAGUCUUUCCUAUAUGGAAAAGUUAUGGCUUAAAAAACACAGGAGAACUCCGCAGGAGCAACCUCUGAGCCUGCUACCGGAUACAUGCAUGCAUGCCUGUGAAAGCAGUACCGAGGCACAGUGUUUUCAGAACACUAAUGAUGAAGACAGCGAUGUUGAAGAGACCAAAAUACAAUAUCCAACAUUUUUUCUGCCAGUAGAAGAAUUAAACAUAGUAAGAUCUGAACCCUCUAUAAAGAUAAUAGAAUUGGAUGAUACUAAUGAAGAGGAAUUUGAAGAACCUGGAAGCCUUGUGCCUUACAAAGUUGAAUUAGCUAAUGCAGACAGUCAACUAAGGCAUACAUUUCAUGAUUAUCAGAAGAACAGUUUUCCAUGUGAGAAGGACAGCUAUCAAUAUCAUAUAUUCAACAAAGUAAAAACAGACCUCUCAAAGCUUGGUCUGCCCCAGAACUCUACAUAUUAUAAAGAUAACGUAAAAGCAGAAGGAGCUUCAAAUGCAGAUUUUGAAAACAUUGUGGAUCCCGAUUCAUACUCUCCUGACAUGGACAAAAUAGGGGAAAGCGGCACUUUUGAAAGAAAAUUGAGAGAGAAAAGUAUAAAUAUAGGAAGUAACCAAAAGUUUGAUGAUUCCAACAUAUUACCUGGGAGCAAUGAUUUCUUGUCAACUAUAGAUAAGUCUUUCUUUGAGGAGAAAUUAUCUCAAGAAAACAAAGAAUCUUUGGAAUUUAGCAAUGUGUAUGAGAAGCCAGAUUUUGAAGAUUCUACAGCUAGAGAGUCACGACUGUUGUUACAGGUAAUAGCCAUCAGAAACAAACAUAUAAGUCAACAAUAUCAAGGACUUGAAAGACUCUUUACUUUUGAUACAAAUGAAAGACACAAUUUUCUGCCUUCUCAUAGCUUACAGUACAGUUAUUCCUCUACUAGGAUUGCACUUUCAGGAGACAGAGAAUGGAUCCCAGAUAGUAGCCUGAGUGCACAUGCUGCUGACACGGCUGCCCUGCAGCCUCUACAGAGGGCCCAGCAUACAUCACCACGUGCAGAGCAGCAGAAAGGCCAGAAAUUACAGAGACCUUCAACAGCAAAUUUACCACUUUCUAGCACUAUUAAAAAGAGCUCCAACUGCCUUUCAUCCUCUCAUCCUCGAUCAAGAAGUGCAGCUGCUCGGCCAUUACCCAGAGCUGCUUCUGAAAUUUCAGAAAGUGAAUGUAUUGAUACGACCAGGCAGAAUGUGCCUUUCUUAGAUAACAUAGCUUAUCAGCCAUCUUUAGACAGUUCAGAGAAAGAAUCAAAUAUGCUUAGAAAUCUUGCAGAUCCUUCAGAAAAACUUUACAAUCUAACCUCAGAAGAAUUACCAGCUUUCAACAACCAUUCCCUGAAGAGAAGUCAGAUUUCUUCAGAUGUUUUCUACCCCUCAAAUGUGAGGGGCCCCUGUGGAGUUGAGGAGCUAAGCUCUUCUGGAGAAGAUACCAAAAUGCAGUCUUCACUGUCACUUUCUGAGAAUCAUACAGAUGAGGAGAAAGAAGAUUUUCUUGACAAGCAACUUGUCAUCACAGCAUCAUAGUCAAAAAGUACUUAA
Fukomys damarensis (Damara mole-rat) is the source of this 2939-nucleotide messenger RNA. It is a transcript of the gene Zbbx, whose product is annotated as zinc finger B-box domain containing. Gene Ontology annotation, cellular component: motile cilium. Gene Ontology annotation, biological process: cilium movement. The transcript is spliced from 22 exons. The record is from RefSeq and is a predicted model, not a curated record. Lineage: Eukaryota; Metazoa; Chordata; Mammalia; Rodentia; Bathyergidae. Gene Ontology annotation, molecular function: zinc ion binding.